Messenger RNA from Callithrix jacchus (white-tufted-ear marmoset), 1267 nucleotides. RefSeq names its product olfactory receptor 52E8. Gene Ontology annotation, biological process: G protein-coupled receptor signaling pathway. Gene Ontology annotation, cellular component: plasma membrane. The record is from RefSeq and is a predicted model, not a curated record. Lineage: Eukaryota; Metazoa; Chordata; Mammalia; Primates; Cebidae. Gene Ontology annotation, molecular function: olfactory receptor activity; G protein-coupled receptor activity.
GUGAGAACUGGAGCAAGAAUCACUAAUGGAAAGUCAGUAAUUGUCACUGAUAUGCACAACAGCAUUAUGUGACAGAAACAAUGCCUAUAGCUAAUGACACCCAGUUCCAUCCUUCUUCAUUCCUACUGCUGGGCAUCCCAGGGCUAGAAGAUGUGCACAUCUGGAUUGGAGUCCCUUUUUUCUUCGUGUAUCUUGUUGCACUCCUUGGAAACGCUGCAGUCUUGUUUGUGAUCCAGACUGAGCAGAGUCUCCAUGAGCCUAUGUACUACUUCCUGGCCAUGUUAGAUUCCAUUGACCUGGGCUUAUCCACAGCCACCAUCCCCAAAAUACUGGGUAUCUUCUGGUUCAGCCUCAAGGAAAUAUCUUUUGGAGGCUGCCUUUCUCAGAUGUUCUUCAUCCAUUUCUUCACUGUCAUGGAGAGCAUUGUGUUGGUGGCCAUGGCCUUUGACCGCUACAUUGCCAUUUGCAAACCCCUUCGAUACACCAUGAUCCUCACCAGCAAAAUCAUCAGCCUCAUUGCAGGCAUUGCUGUCCUGAGGAGCCUGUACAUGGUCAUUCCACUGGUGUUUCUCCUUCUGAGGUUGCCCUUCUGUGGGCACCAUAUCAUCCCUCAUACUUAUUGUGAGCACAUGGGCAUUGCCCGUCUGGCCUGUGCCAGCAUCAAAGUUAACAUUAUGUUUGGCCUUGGCAGCAUUUCUCUCUUGUUAUUGGAUGUGCUCCUUAUUAUUCUCUCCUAUGUCAGGAUCCUCUGUGCAGUCUUCUGCCUUCCCUCCUGGGAAGCUCGACGCAAAGCUCUCAACACCUGUGGCUCUCACAUUGGUGUUAUCUUAGCCUUUUUCACACCAGCAUUUUUUUCAUUCUUGACACAUCGUUUUGGCCAUAACAUCCCACAGUAUAUCCACAUUUUCUUGGCUAAUCUAUAUGUGGUUGUUCCACCAGCCCUGAAUCCUGUAAUCUAUGGAGUCAGGACCAAACAGAUUAGGGAGAAAGUGCUGAGGAUUUUCUUCAAGACAGAUCACUAACCAACUGAAGUUUGGAGGGUCUCUGUUAGCAUUCAUUCUUGAUUCCCCCAUUUUUAAAAAGCAAAGUUAUCUUAUUUCUGAUACAGUAAAGAAAAAAAAAGGAAGGUAGAGUGGAAUAUCACAACCAAUAACUUUAUUUAUCUGUGAAUUGAAGCUUUUGCUUUUAAGGGCAGUUAUUUACAUAUUAGAAUUUUUAUAAACCCUACUUUUUCAGGUUUUAAAAAUGUUCAUUUCUGGAUCCUCAA